This is a messenger RNA of Hypoxylon trugodes, 3448 nucleotides long. RefSeq lists its product as uncharacterized. Gene Ontology annotation, biological process: chromatin remodeling. The transcript is spliced from 5 exons. The record is from RefSeq and is a predicted model, not a curated record. Gene Ontology annotation, molecular function: chromatin binding; protein binding. The coding region runs from base 182 to 3058 and encodes 958 amino acids. Gene Ontology annotation, cellular component: RSC-type complex. Lineage: Eukaryota; Fungi; Ascomycota; Sordariomycetes; Xylariales; Hypoxylaceae.
ACUCGACCAAACGGGAACUUGUAAACCUUCGAACUUAAUCUUGCUCGACCUACAAAGUCGCAACUUGGUCCCCAUUUUUUACCUUGACCUCCAUUGCAAACUUCAAUAUCGGUUUUAAAGCUUCUAUCUUCCGUAAAUCUAUCGAAUUCCCCCUUUUUAGCUUGGUUUGGAAGCUCCAACCAUGGCUGACGAAGCCGAACAACCGCCUCGGAGCGCGAUCGAAGUCCACGAGUCUAUCGAGGCUAAGGCAACUGGCGACGACAAUGGCUCUGAUAAUAAAGGAAACCCAGAUGCUAGAGGCACAUCCGGAAGCAUCGGAAAUACUGUCAAUACUAGUAAUAGUGGAGAGGACACGCCCGUAGGCUCGGGUGUCAACCCUGACGCGGACGCAGACGCAGACGGUGAUGUCGAUGCCGAAGGCGAACCAGAUGAAGAACGAGCACUAGGUCGCCUCGACCACGAUAUGAUGACUAUAAUUGAAAACACGGCGAACUACUUGUCUAGUUAUAAAGACGCUGAUGGUUACCACAUCGCUUCCCAUUUCCAGCGCAUUCCGAACCGACGAUUAAUUCCCGAUUACCAUGAAGUUAUCAAGGAACCUAUCGCGUUUAGUACAAUCCGAACCAAGAAACUCAAGAAGCAAUACACGAACUUCACCGAAUUCGUCAGAGAUGUCGCUUUAAUAUCACACAACGCUAUGGUUUAUAACCGCCCAUCCUCGGAAUUCUUCCAAGAUGCCGUCCGCCUGCGAGAGGUCUUUAAGGAGGAACUCCAGAAGCUGGUCGACGAUGGAGUCAUUAAGCCCGAAGAAGCCGUUCUCCCAGACCUUGGAGAGAUCCCAGAUGCUGAAGACUCCCCGCCCCCGGAUCCGGACGAUGAAGAAGUAGAAGAGGAGGACGAAGAUGACGAGGAUGAUGAGGAUGACGACGACUCCGAUGAUGAUGGCGUUCGACGACGAGGGAGACGUGGUCGUGCUUCCGGUCGAAAAUCCGAUGCAAGAGAUGAUGAUUCACACAAAAGGCGAGGGCGACCUCCCAAGGUUUUCACCCCUCUAGAAGCUCGUAUCCACGCAUUGCUGAAGGGUCUUAGAAAAUUUAAAAAUCCGAAUGGAGAGCUGCUAAUCGUCCCAUUUGAGAGGCUUCCGGACAAACAGGCUACGCCCGAUUACUUUGCUGCUAUCAAGAACCCCAUAGCUUUGGAUUUAAUUAAGAGAAAAGCAAAGAGGAAGAAGUACCAGAAUGUGGACCAAGUGCUUAGGGAUCUGGACUUGAUGUUUGAGAAUGCAAAGCAGUACAACGAAGAAGAUAGUCAGUUGUACAAUGAUGCGGUUGAGUUACAGCGCCAGGCCCACAUGCUUGCCGAGCAGGAGAAGGCCAAACCCGAUAACGACUUUGAAGAUGAAGACGGUCGGCGGCCAUUGCUGGAAAUCCUCCACAAUGGGGAGGUGUGGAGAGUUGGCGAUUGGGUCCAUAUCACUAAUCCGAACGAUCUGACGAAACCCAUUGUGGCGCAGAUCUAUCGAACCUGGCAAGAUAGGUUAGGCCAGAAGUGGGUAAAUGCGUGCUGGUACUACCGCCCAGAGCAGACGGUUCAUCGGUUCGAAAAACAUUUCCUGGAGAAUGAGGUGGUCAAAACGGGCCAAUAUCGAGAUCAUCGCAUCGACGAAGUAGUAGAUCGUUGCUUUGUUAUGUUUGUGACGCGCUACCAUAAAGGUCGGCCACGGGGAUUUCCCAAGGAUAAAGAGGUAUAUGUGUGUGAGGCGCGAUACAACGAAGAGAAGCAUAAGCUCAACAAGAUCAAGACUUGGGCGAGCUGUGUACCUGACGAGGUUCGCGAGAAGGAUUAUGAGAUGGAUUUGUUUGAUGUGCAGCGCAAGUUGAGAAAGGUACCGAGUCCCAUUAAGCAUCUUCUUCGCGACGAUGCGAAACCGACAGAUCCUCUACCGAAGCCGACCUGGGGAGCACCGAAUGCGCCACCUCUAAUUGGAGCUGUGCAUUGUCGCGAGAGAGAGCCCAAUGAAUCUCCUCCACCGGAGCCAACACCUACUCCUCCGCCGCUCCCCAUUAUUGAUGCAGUGCGGCGUCCUUCAUUAAUGCAGACAACGCGUCCUAUCGAUAACCAGGGCGAUAUCGUCAUGGGAAAUACACCUCAUUUUUCCACCAUUCCGGCGGCGCCGACACCGACGCCUGGACAUGCUGGCGCGUAUGCUUCUCCCCAUCCCUUCGCACCACGUCCUAGUCCUACGCCCGUUCCCCUUCCUCAAUACGGUAAUCACCCCCCUGCUCACCCCGGAUUUCCCAUUGGGGGUGUCCAAGGCGCCCAUCAUCAUCCCGCGCCUCAGAUGCCCCAAACUCCACACUUCCAGCCUCACCAACCGCCGCCGCAACACCCUGGCUAUAACGGAUAUCCUCCACAAUAUAGUACUACACCCGUUCCUGUACCUCACCAACCCCAUCAGCCCCACCACCCUCCACCUCAUCCUAUGGGCAAUGCUAUGCCCGUAUACGAUCCGUCGCAUCGUCUUGCGCCAUCGCCUGCUCGUGGUUCUAUCGCCGCUGCGCCAAGCCCUAGUGCACAUCCCCAGGCCAACGCCUAUAACCCACCUCGCCCCCCUGAGGCAUACCAUUUGGAUGACGCAUUAAACGCCAAGAUUCCUCAGGAGGUUCGAGAUCAGUUCCAGCACGACGAAGCCGGCCGCGUGCUGUUCUUCACCCAACCCCCUCUAGAUCGGCCGCACCGUGGUAUAUCGAACGAAAGCGCCAGCCUUGGCCACAGCGUCCGCUACUUAGCUGAUCGAGCACGUGAGAUCGAGGAUCGUCGAGCCAAGCGUAAGGCAAGGGACGAGCUACGUCAGGAGGAAGAAAGGAAGCGCCAGGAGACGGAAAGUCUCGCCGCUGAUCAGACGAGGAAGGAAUUAAUCGAUUUCGCCGGCAACCUAUUUGCGGGUUGGGUGGACUCCAUGAAAAAGGAAAACGAAAGGCUAAUGACGGCCUACGAUGGUUGGAGUGUUCGUGAUAAGGAUAUCGAUGCUGUGGAAAAGUCAUUGUCUGUGGCUUAGGGGGCUAAUCAGAACAAGGACACUUCAAAAUAAGGAAGCUGCUCGGAAUGGGAGUCAGAGCAUGGAUAUUGACGAGGAUUAAGGACGCUCUAGGUGGGCUUUAAUCAACAACAAAAAGCUGCGCAUCAAGAGCUAGACUUCUAGGUGCGAGGUGUACUCGAUGGUUCUAUCCGGAUUUUACUCGUGUGUUUGCUGGCGUUUUUGAAGGGCCCGAUAGGCUGGCUUCAACUAGAAGUCAAAGAUACCAUACCACCGGCCAGGGUCUCAGCAACAGUUAUUUGCUUGCUUACUAGAACAAAAGGAACUGUACAAUAUGCUCAGAUCUUAUCAUCUUGUACGAAUAUGUAGCAUCGAGAUUUGCCGCCGCUAAUAAAGAAAUAUUUGAAGCUA